This is a messenger RNA of Rotaria sordida, 1560 nucleotides long. NCBI's taxonomy places the organism in Eukaryota, Metazoa, Rotifera, Eurotatoria, Philodinida, Philodinidae. The record is from the annotation of a GenBank genome assembly.
AUGACUAUUACUCAAUUUUCAAUGCAACGAAUUUUUAUUUUAUUUUGGCUAUUGGCUUUUAAUGUUAAUGUUUCAUUAUCAUUCAAAGGUCGUCUUUAUGCUAUUGAUCAAUCAUCGAGCACAGCAGCUUUUGUUCAAAUCAGUAAUAAUUCUACAGACUAUGAUCGUCUGUUAAAUCUUCGUCGUGCAUCAAUUUCUGGACCAGCAACUGCUAUGAAAACGAUUGAUAAUCAAAAUUAUGUUGUUACAUAUCAUAUAUCUGAUUCAUUCGGUGUACCACAUUAUUAUAUUUUAACAAUAGAUGUUCAGAAUACAAUAAAAUUGAAAAGUAAUUUUACAAUAACUGGACGUGGUUCGGGUUCAUUUUGGCAAAUAGCAGAUGAUGAAAAACAAAUUGUUGGCAUACGUGAAUCUAUGCAAGCAGGUGCCAGUCUUGAACUAGCAAAGAUUGAUCGAACAACUGGUCAAGUUGAAACACAUGGACUGUAUCCAUAUGGUUCAUAUAGUUUAGUAAUGGCAUUUGCGCGUGAACGUCGUUUAUAUUAUAAUAUUAUAGAAUCAAAUAUAUUUUGUGCAAUUAAUGUCGAUACUGGAAGUUUAGAUAUUAAAAUGUUAGUACCGAACGAUUAUUCAAUAUAUGCAUUAAUCUAUGAUUCACAAACAGAUCGUCUUAUAUCACUUGUUUAUUCAUCGAAAGUUGUUAAAAAAGCUUGGUUUCUUGCAACGAUUAACAUUGAUAAACAUUCAUCAAGUAUGACAUUUGAAAGAAUUGGACAAUCAAGUAUCCCAAUGGAAGAUGAAUAUUCGUGGUCAACAACAUAUACAUUAGCAUUGAAAGAACGACAAUGGUUAAUACAAUAUAUGUUUUAUGAAGAUUUUUCUAAUGAAACAAAAGAGCAAGUUAAAUAUAUUGAUAAUGAUUCACAAAAUCAAAUUCGAAAUCCUGAAAUGGGCUUCUUAUUUAAGAUGAAACAAACAGAAUUUAUUUUAACAGAUUUUCUUUUUAAAUUAGGAAUUAUAACAUUUAUAUGUCGAACUGAUAGUGGACAAACUUAUCCAUGUCAAGAAAUUUAUUUAAAAAAAAAUACUGAUAUUCCUCUUCGAUUAUUUGAAGUUCGUCGUACAAACUGGAGAGUUAUUCAAGUAACAAUAGAUUUUACAGUUAUAUCAAUCGGAAAACCAGAUGACAAAUACUUUAAUUCAAUUCCAAAACAAUGGUCUCUCACUUGUCUAGAUAUUAAUCUCGGAGUUUUAUUUUAUCCACAAACAAUAAAAAUAAAUUUAGAAGAAAGUACAAAAGUUCAAGUUUGGCUUCGAACUCCUCCACAUCGAAUAAAUGGAAAUGAUACUCUUACAAUUCAAUGGAAACCGAUGAAUUUUACUGAUAGUUUUGAAUGGACACCAAAAGAAUUUAUUUUUAACACUAAAAGUUUUCAAGAAAGACAAAUAUUAACAAUAACUCGUAUUAAAGAUACAGAACAAACAAUGCUUAUUCCAGUUUUUUAUGGUGGAGGUUUCGAUCUUGUUUCACCACAAAGUUAUCCUAUAUAUAUUCAAUAA